GUGCAGGAUCCUUCCGGGAGCCACACAGCAGGCUUGGUUUUGCAGAGGAGCUGGCGCCAGUGUUUUCCUGUGCUGUGCUGUGAGCACUGCAGCAGGGAGCUGUGAGGGGGCCAUGGGCAAGCUGGGAAGCCAUAGCAUGAAUGCAGUGACCUAUGAUGAUGUGCAUGUCAACUUCACUUGGGAAGAGUGGACUUUGCUGGAUCCUUCCCAGAAGAAUCUCUACAAAGAUGUGAUGCUGGAGACCUACUGGAACCUCACUACUGUAGGAUACAGUUGGGAAGACCAUAAUAUUGAAGAACAUUGUCAAAGUUCUAGAAGACAUGAAAGGCAUGAAAGAAGUAGUAGUGGAGAGAAGCCUUCUGUAUAUACUCAAUGUGUUAAAGCCUUUGCAUUUGACAGUCAUCUUCAAAGGCAUGAAAGAACACAUAUUGGUGAGAAACCCUAUGAAUGUAAUCAAUGUGGUAAAGCCUUUGCACAUAACAGGAAUCUCAGAAUACAUGAAAGAACACAUACUGGAGAGAAACCCUAU
Peromyscus leucopus (white-footed mouse) is the source of this 529-nucleotide messenger RNA. RefSeq names its product zinc finger protein 120-like. The record is from RefSeq and is a predicted model, not a curated record. The annotation marks the transcript as partial. The transcript has 4 exons. NCBI's taxonomy places the organism in Eukaryota, Metazoa, Chordata, Mammalia, Rodentia, Cricetidae. Gene Ontology annotation, biological process: regulation of DNA-templated transcription.